GUCAUUGAUCGACAUGGCCAAUCUCUUUGUUCAGAGAACAAUAACAAUGUCAUCAGAAAUUAACAUUCACUACUGUUCAACGCAUCUCACAACCCUAACUAGCUCUUAUAUUCUAAUCUCACCACAAAAUGAUCCCCUCCUCAAUUAACAUCUUCAACCAGAAAGCUCUCACUAUCUCUUCAGAAACAAAGUACCUGACCAGAAGGUCAAGAAUACCAAGCUUUAACAAGGUAAAUAGGCGGGGCCUAUAACGGUGAGUGUACAAUCACUAAUAGGAAGCCAGCGUUCAAGAGACACCAAGAACAUUUGAUGCACUGGCUUCCCUGCGACAAGUUUGAUGCUGACGUGGUUAGAAUCUUACUACUGAGAUCGACCGACCACCCUUGCAUAUUGCGAUACCGUUCUCUCUUGUGAAUGCGUACUUCUUAGAGAAUGGCCAAGAAGCGACCUGCCUCGUCGGAUAUGCACUCCGACCAACCCACAAAGAAAGCAAAAGUUCUGAACGCGAAUCAAGACUGGAUCCUCGAUGAGGACGAAAUCCCUGACACACCGUCAUCCCCAUUGUCUCCCAGCGAGACCAACGAUAGUUCUGCCGACACGGAAGCCCUGUCCGAAUCCUCCACUACGGGCCCAGCCACACCGUCUCCUUAUACCGUCGAGUUCUUUGCGGAUAUGGCCAAUACCAUUGCGAAUCUCUUUCCUUUUGAAGCGUUUGCCGAAGCCCAUGGCUGCACGGUCGGUGACGUUUCGCAAGCGAUCAGUGCUAUGGUUGUUGCCCCCCUUUCCGAUCCAUCGUUUAUCUGGCAUAGUGAUAAUGAGAUCUCGAUCGCCGAAUAUGGACAAGGCAUGAUCAGUACUUGGAAUGAGCAUUACGAGUGCAAGCUUCGAAAUGCUGCUACAACGAAGUCAAUUAUCGAUCUCACAACCCAGACUGGCUCCACAAGCUCUUCGGGAGCUGAAACAUCCUCCGAAGAGAGGAGUGUCUUGUCAGCAAGUCUCGAUAAAGAACCUCCUGAAGAAACGUCGUCAGAAGAUGAAGUUGAGCUUCCGGAUAGCGAGGUACCGGGUCUACCAAAGAAGAGUUGCCUCAGCACACAGUCACAGAAAGCAGCGGGUCGACGGGCCAAGACGGUGAGAUGGGCCCCUCCCCUCUCGCCGGCCGUUCGUGAGAAGGUGUACAGGGACGACUAUGGCAACUAUGUCCCGGUCCCGACACCAGAAGAGAUUCAGGAAAAGGAGCGCCAAAAAUUGCGAGAGGAAAUGCGGGCGAGCAAGGGGCUACUUGAACGGCCGGAACCAACAUACAAUGCAUUUGACCUAGAGGUCCUUUCAGGUUUUGACGACCUAUCAUAUGUGGUGUAGCCUCAUCAUUUUGUACAUUGAUGACCCUAGAUUAUUCUUAUUCUUAUUCUUCUUUGUCUUUAUUGGUAUUUUUUUUUUUUUUUCUUUCUUUAUGAGAGUGCGUUUAGUAAGUUCGAUUGGACGAAAUUGAACCACAUCCCAAGAUUCCAGGAUUGUUGUGUGCUCCACUAUAUGAUGGAGUAAGAGAAAGAUCCCUUAUCCACUCAAAUGGCUGAUGAGAGAGCGCGUGGAGAAACUAUGACGGGAUCUGACCAGAUAUAUGUUGGCAAGUGGAGAACCCGGUUGCUGGAAGAUACGAUGUGUUUUUCUACGGAGUAUGAUCUGGAAUGUUCCCCCCCAAGGAGGGGUAGAGUCGAGGGUGCGAAUUGGGCGGUCAGAAGUAUCCCACCGUAAGAGUUGAAGGGAACAAUAAGAAAAUUCACAUUAUGUGUAGG
This is a messenger RNA of Aspergillus caelatus, 1796 nucleotides long. RefSeq lists its product as uncharacterized. The coding region runs from base 433 to 1362 and encodes 309 amino acids. Lineage: Eukaryota; Fungi; Ascomycota; Eurotiomycetes; Eurotiales; Aspergillaceae. The record is from RefSeq and is a predicted model, not a curated record. The transcript has 2 exons.